Messenger RNA from Perca flavescens (yellow perch), 2209 nucleotides. It is a transcript of the gene eif2ak2, whose product is annotated as eukaryotic translation initiation factor 2-alpha kinase 2. Gene Ontology annotation, molecular function: eukaryotic translation initiation factor 2alpha kinase activity; ATP binding; double-stranded RNA binding. Gene Ontology annotation, cellular component: nucleus; cytoplasm. The transcript has 17 exons. Bases 257 to 2065 code for a protein of 602 amino acids. Gene Ontology annotation, biological process: eiF2alpha phosphorylation in response to endoplasmic reticulum stress. Lineage: Eukaryota; Metazoa; Chordata; Actinopteri; Perciformes; Percidae. The record is from RefSeq and is a predicted model, not a curated record.
UCCCCCCUGUUAAAACGUAUCCACGGUGAUAGCUUCCACUUGGUUCAUAACCAGUUUUGAUAUUUCUGACAUCCUUUGAAGGAGCCAUGUUGUGUGACGUUGCCGGAGAAAACGAAACUUACUGUGGCUGAAUUGAAACAGCCCAGACGUACGAAGGACAAGACGUGGAAGUAAAGUUGAGAUGAAAAAGAAAAAUAUAUAGUAUCCUUGCACUUUGUGCUCGUAAUUUAACUGACAUUCCGACUAGUCAUUUAUAAUGAACGUAGCUAAACUGAACGAGUAUGCACAGAGACAACGCUUGGAGCUGAAAUAUGAGGACGUUGGAUCCGUUGGCCCUGAUCACAUUAAAACAUUUACCGUAAGAGCAGUUGUGGAUGGCAAGGUGUAUCCUGAUGGCGUGGGGAAGAACAAGAAGGAAGCCAAACAGAACGCUGCAAGAAAUGCACUGAGAUGCUUGUUGGAGGAACCAAUUGACCCUACUGGAGAAGAGAAAUACAGUGGCACGCCAAGCAAACCAAAGGAGGAAUCGAAUCAAAAUGUGUUGGACAUCUGUGAAAAGACAAAGAGCUUGAGUGUGAGAACUACAGGCGAAGUUUUUACAGACACAAAUUACAUUGGAAUGAUCAACAGCCACUGUCAGAGAACAAAGCUCUCCCAUGACUACAUCUUAGAGAAAAGAUGCGGUCCACCUCAUAACCCUCAGUUUUUCUACAAACUAGUGAUCAACAAUAAGGAGUACCCUGUGGGUGAGGGUAAGAGUGCCAAGGAAGCCAAACAGAAAGCAGCUCAGCUGGCCUUGUCUGCUCUUCAAGAACAGACAGACUGGGACAGCAAGGUAUCUGUUUGGCCAGCUGUGUCUGAAGACAGUGCGCCAGCCAAGCUGUCCACCCCACCGAGCACACCGGAGUCCCAUGAUGCAAAAUCAGUACGCACGCCAACAACUACAAGUGACUCAGCAGUUUUCACCGAUUCAUUGAAUCCUCCCAAGGAUCAGAUUAAAAGUCCUGAUGUGAAGCCCAAAAUAAGAAUUGCAGCAAAUUUCCAAAAUGCCUGCAGAAAGAGCAAAGAGGAUAUGGUCAAUUUCAAUGGCAAGAAUACAGAUAAUAGUCAGAGUGAGAAAGCAACAACCCAGGCAGCGAUCUCAAGGUUUACGUUAGAUUUUGACUCGAUAGUGUCUCUCGGCAAAGGGGCCUUUGGUCAAGUUUCCAAGGCAAAACAUAAGCUGCUGAAGAAGUAUUAUGCUGUAAAGAUUGUCCGCUGCAAAGAAAUAAAAAAAGCUCUACGAGAGGUGAGGGCAUUAUCAGACCUCCAUCACGGCAACAUUGUUCGAUACUACACAUGUUGGUUGGAGGAUUCAGGAUACCAAUGGGAAAAGACAGAUGACAGUGGCACCAAUUCACAGUCGACUGGUAAUUCAUUGGUAAAGUACCUUUAUAUUCAGAUGGAGCUGUGUGACACCAGAACCCUUAGAGUGUGGAUCGACGAGAAGAAUAUUCAGAAUGUGAAGAAAUCUCUGCGAGACUCCAAAAGAAGAGAUGAGAGUCUAAUUAUUGCUCAGCAAAUGGUCAGUGCAGUCGAGUACAUUCACUCUAAGAUGCUCAUCCACAGAGACCUGAAGCCUGCCAACAUCAUGUUUGGGCAAGAUGGAGAAGUGAAGAUCGGAGACUUUGGUCUGGUCACUGCUGAGAACAAUGACGAUGCUGAGAACCUGUUGGAGAGAUCCGUGUACAAAGGAACCCCAUCCUACAUGGCUCCUGAGCAGAAGAGAAAGAACACUUAUGACCGAAAAGUGGACAUAUUUGCUUUGGGUUUGAUAUAUUUUGAGCUCCUUUGGAACCUCUCUGUCGGCAACGAAAGGAAUGUGAUUUGGGAUGAUGCCAGAAACCAGAAAUUUCCUCAAAGAUUUCCACAUAAUUUUCCCCUGGAGACCAAAAUCAUUAAGUCAAUGCUGUGUGCGAAUCCAGAAGACCGACCUGAAGCAAGUAAACUAAAGGUGGACUUGGAAGAGUGCACUCCUACAAUUACAAUGUUUAAAGAUAUGCGUCGUGACAGUAGGACUGUCUGAUUAUUACAAGGAAAAGCAAUCAGCAAAGCAUCAGUCAUCACAAGCAAGACUAUUCAGCAUCAAAUAGUCCAUAGUACUUUAAAGGACAAAUCUGGCGCAAAAUGAACCUAGGGGUUAAUAACACAUGUCUACCAAGUUUGACCG